AAACCGAUGCAGCUGAACCAGUCUCUCUUCAUGCUGGGCGGGCGCAGCGGCUACGUCCUGCAGCCGGACAUGAUGCGCGACGACCUCUUCGACCCCUUUGACAAGGGCAGCCUGAAGCACGUGGAGCCCAUCACCGUCCAGUUGCAGAUCUUGGGGGCCCGGCACCUGCCCAAAAACGGCCGCAGCAUUGUUUGUCCGUUUGUGGAGGUGGAGGUGUGCGGCUCGGAGUUCGACAACAGCAAAAACAAGACGGAUGUCGUAGCCGACAAUGGCCUGAACCCUCUCUGGCUGCUGAAGCAGUUCAUCUUCGACAUCAACAACCCCCAGUUUGCCUUCCUCCGCUUCGUGGUCUACGAGGAAGACAUGUUCAGUGACCCCAACUUCCUGGCCCAGGCCACCUUCCCCGUCGAGAGCCUCAAAACAGGCUACCGUUCGGUGCCACUGAAGAACAGUUACAGCGAGGAUCUGGAGCUGGCUUCCCUCUUGCUCCACGUCGAAAUCAUCAACGCCAAGGAAGAAGACGAGGAGAACUUGUAUUCCUCCAUCCAGCAACUCCGGGACCGGGCGAACGAGCUCUCCAACCAGGUGUCCAACCUGGAGCACAGCAACAACUGCGACUCGCGUUACCAGCAACGGCUGGAUGAGCUGAGGUUGGCGCAGGAGCAACUCAUGGAGCUGACCGAAGCACGCAAUAGGAA
Molecule: messenger RNA, 698 nt
Organism: Thamnophis sirtalis
Lineage: Eukaryota; Metazoa; Chordata; Lepidosauria; Squamata; Natricidae
Source: RefSeq, a predicted model, not a curated record